Molecule: messenger RNA, 2402 nt
Organism: Neohortaea acidophila
Lineage: Eukaryota; Fungi; Ascomycota; Dothideomycetes; Mycosphaerellales; Teratosphaeriaceae
Exons: 2
Coding region: 226-2106 (626 amino acids)
Source: RefSeq, a predicted model, not a curated record
AAGGGGGUUCGCACCAUCCCCGACCGUUGCGCGAGCUUUUUACCAAGCACUUUCCAAAAGUGGCGGGUGGCAACGUCACCACUUUAAAUAGCCAACCCACCCUGCAGCUACCUCGACUGUGUACACCAGGCUGCUGCUCCAGCAAACAACCACACCUUUGCUCUCCCCUCUCCCUCUCCCUCUCCCUCCCCACAUGCCCCCUUCCGCGCAGCAUCUUCCCUCGAGAUGCGUCUGUGGGGUGAGACACGCCUCUGGCGUGCCGCCGCCGCCGUCGGCCUGUGCAUAGUCAACGCUCUCUUCCUCUUCUGGUUCCUGCGCAAACAACCCGAUCACCUCGUCGCUUUCCAAACAGUCCCCUACUCCCCCUACCCCCGAUACAACUCCGCGUCGUGGCUCCGGCGAUGGCGAGGCGAACAUGUGUCCUGCGAAGGCCCGCGUGGCAAGCUGCUGAACCAGAGCGCCCACGACUGGGUGCGCGCCCGCAUCGUCUCGCCCGACUCUUACCCGCAACCCUUACUCGGCGACUCGGAAGUCUUCGGGGUCCAGGACGGCGUUUGCUUUGAUAGCUACGACCGCCUCGCGCCGUAUGGCUUCGAGCCGGAAGAGACGGAUAAGCCUGCUGUGGACUGGGAUUCGGUGCCGUGGGCGGAGCUGCAAGAGCGCUGCAUAGACCAGAAUCGAGAGCGUUUCCACCCGGAAGCCAGAGCGUCGAAGACUGCGAGAAUGCCCGCCCAAUCCACCGCCAUUCCUGCCGACUCGAUGCAGUCGCCGCUGCAGAGGACGCCGUCGAAGACGUCUGCGAAAUACCACCACCGCACUGCAUUGCUCCUCCGCACGUGGACGGGCUAUAAAUACCGUCCAAACGACUUGCACACCAUCCGCGCACUCAUCACCGAGCUCAGCUUGCUUUCCGGCGGCGAGUACGAAGUCUUUCUCCUGGUGAAUGUCAAGGAGCACUCCAAGUUCUGGAAGCAGCCAGAGGAAUACCAGCGCCUUCUCGACGAGCACGUCCCGCGAGAAUUCCACAACAUCAGCCUCCUCUGGAGCGAGCUCCCGCUGCUGCGGAACUGGUAUCCCGAGGUUGGCGACUGGCAGAACUACUGGCACCAGUUCAUGGUCCUGCAGUGGUUCUCCAAGACGCAUCCGGAGUUCGACUACAUCUGGAACUGGGAGAUGGACGCUCGCUUCAUCGGCAACCCCUACCACUUGUUCGAACAGGCCGCGAGGUAUGCCAAAGCGGCGCCGAGGAAGUACCUGUGGGAGCGCAAUGCUCGCUUCUACGUCCCCGGCGCACACGGAAACUUCCAGGAGUGGCUCAACGACACCCACACCACCAUUGAAACGGCCGCGCGAGACGGCAAGUUGGAGCCAGUAUGGGGGCCUCUUCCCUACAAUGCCUCCCUCCAAAGCCCUAUCGGUCCGGCACCUCCUCGCUCACUGGAAGAAGACAACUUCACCUGGGGCGUAGGCGAAGAAGCUGACCUCAUCACACUUUUGCCCAUGUGGGAUCCAGUCCACACGGCAUGGACGUACCGCGACAAGAUCUGGAAUUUCCUGCCCGGCAUACGCCCACACUUCAGCCAAGCCGACACGAUCGCGCGCUACUUCCACCACGCCGAGUUCGCCAAGAUCCCCCGGCGCACCUUCAUCAACACCGUGGCCCGCUUCUCGCGAAGACAGUUGCACGCCAUGCAUCUGGAGAACGUGGCCGGCCGCACAAUGCAGGCCGAAAUGUGGCCGGCGACGGUGGCGCUACACCACGGGCUGAAGGCGGUGUACGCGCCGCAUCCCAUCUGGGGCGACGCCAACUACGACGUCCACGCGGUGGACGACGUGUUCAACGCGAACGACAACAAGCCGGCGCGGUGGAGCUCCCAGCGCGACUCGGUGUACAACCGCGACCGCGAGGGGUACUUCGGCCCCUUUACGUGGUUCUACAACGCCCGCUACCCGCGAGAGCUGUACCGCCGAUGGCUGGGCUACGAAUCCAUCAAGGGCACACAGGACGACGGCGAGCGCUGGCCCAUGGGCGAGCGGAACACGCUGUGUCUGCCGGCUAUGCUGCUGCAUCCUGUGAAGCACGUGGAGGGCGAGGACGAGGAGUAGUGCUGGGGCGAUGUGCAUUCUCAGCACUACCCGGAGGCCUCUCAUGAAUCACGAAUGCAACGACUCAACUGGUAAUAGACGAGCGGCGCCAAGGCUUUGCGAUCCGGUCGAUUUCCUUUUUUCCAUCAGCAAGCGAGUUCUGUCCCAGUACUUGUUGACUCGGAUGAGUCAGACGGUUAAUACCAACAUCCAUUCGAUUCGGUGCAGUCGCUGUUCUUUAAAACAUACCUAUGUAUUUAAUAGUAUCGAAAAGAAAAGUGCAAAUCUGACUCGUCCUCAACCUCAUCCACGACCCA